CGGUGCCGUUUCAUUAAUCAUUAUUGCACAAUUUCCUCCGAUUCAACGGAAAAUUAAGAAAGAAGUCACUCGGCCUUUUCCCAUCGACCUUAACCCACCCAAUACCCAUCUCUGCCAGUCCUUCCACCCGACCCCGGCGGCCGCGCGGAGGCGCCGCCGAUGUUUUCAAUUUAGUUCCAACUUACAAGUUCCACGCUUCCUUUCAGGUCUCCAACCGCAGUUCCACCGAGUCUGAAAUCUGCUGAUUCCGUAGCAUCAAUCGAAGGAGAAGAAGGCCUCAGCAUCGCCAGUCUUCAUCAACUGCUCAAUUAUAUCAAUUAGGGUCAUGGUUGUAGAAACCGGAAGGAAGAAGAUGAAGAGCUUCAACGGCAUGCUAGCCAUGAUUUGUAGCUCUUUCCUUGGGGUCUGUGCAUUCACCUUCAUUGCUGGAUACCCAAUUCCAACAUUUGGGAGAAUAGAGGUUGCCAGCAAUGUAUUGAUUCCUGGAAAUGAACUGUGGAGGGAGACUCUUUCCUUGCAGGGAGGUUCUCGUCUGUAUGAACUGCGGGACUUGAAAUCGAACACUUGGUAUGAAGUGAAGAUAUCUUAUCCGGCUUCUAUACCUGCUAGCUUCACUUUACAACUGAAGAAAGAUGCUUCUGAUUUGGGAAUGAACUGGAAUCGAAGAUUACUAAACACAGAGAAAUUAAUUUUCAAGACUGAUGUGUUUCUCUCUGCUCAUCAGAACCUGUUGUAUGUAUCGGUAACUGUAGAGCCGGAGGGGGUGGUUGCAAUACGUAAUGUACCAGAGAGGGAAACAAUCAUCUUCAACAUAGUAUGCGAUGAAUUGUUGCUGGGUAUCCCACACAAGGCUUGGUGGGUGGGAGUGUUGGUGUUGCUAUGUUUAGUGGCUGCAUUCAUCAUUCCUCGUUUGCUCCCAACACUCGUGCUGCCUGAAAAAGGAAGCUCCAGAUCAUCAUCAUACGAAGGUGUUGCCAAAGAAUCUUAGGAGUAGGAAGGUUUCAGAACCGAUUCAGCAGCAGGGAGGGGAUGUUGGGUUGUCGAAGCUCCUUCUAUGGUCAUCAUGGAAGCUUUUAGGUUUUGAUUGUCAUUGACUCAUUGUUAGCAUUUUUGUGCAGAACAGGAGAAAGGAAGGAGUGUCAGCCUUCUCCAUGGUUGAAAUUAGGGAGGAUCGGUAUCGUAUUCAAGGUGGUGGAGUUGUGAAAGUUUUGUUGCUGCACUCUUGCAAGUCAGGGAGACAUAACUAAAUAUAUCGAGCGGAAGAUAAGGCGGUGGCCGCUGCAUCUGGCGGAGAGAACAACCAGACGAGGAGAUGGACUCUCGGCGAUUUCGACAUCGGGAAGCCCCUCGGGCGCGGCAAAUUCGGCCACGUCUACCUCGCUCGUGAGAAAAGGAGCAAUCACAUCGUGGCCCUAAAAGUGCUGUUCAAGAGCCAGCUCCAGCAAUCGCAGGUGGAGCAUCAACUCCGCCGUGAAGUUGAGAUCCAGGGCCACCUCCGUCACCCCAACAUUCUCCGUCUCUAUGGCUACUUCUACGACCAGAAGCGAGUCUACUUGAUACUAGAGUACGCAGUCAAGGGUGAACUCUACAAAGAGCUUCAGAGAUGCAAGUACUUCAGCGAGAGGCGUGCUGCCACGUAUGUUGCGUCAUUGGCUCGUGCUCUGAUAUAUUGCCAUGGGAAACAUGUCAUCCACAGAGAUAUCAAGCCAGAGAACCUCCUGAUUGGUGCCCAGGGGGAGCUCAAGAUUGCCGAUUUUGGCUGGUCUGUGCAUACAUUCAACAGAAGGCGAACAAUGUGCGGGACAUUGGACUAUCUCCCACCUGAAAUGGUGGAAAGUGUAGAGCAUGAUGCUAGUGUAGAUAUUUGGAGCCUAGGUGUGCUGUGUUACGAGUUCCUCUACGGCACUCCUCCUUUUGAGGCUAGGGAACACUCUGACACAUACCGAAGGAUUGUGCAAGUGGAUCUCAAGUUUCCUUCAAAGCCUAUUGUAUCUGCUUCUGCAAAAGACCUAAUUAGUCAGAUGCUUGUCAAAGAUUCAUUCCAGCGUCUGCCACUACACAAGCUGCUCGAACAUCCAUGGAUUAUUCAGAAUGCCGAUCCCUCUGGCGUUUACAAGGGUUGAUAAGCGUAGAUGGAUGAUGCUAAGUAAACUACUUCCUGAAUCAAUGUAUGUGCUUAAAGACUCGAGCAUAAUCUCUUUGCAGUCACAUUAGAAGAGACUGAAGGCACCAGCAUGCUUUGUACUACUUACAGACUCAGUUGAACAAUGACCAUACCCUCUUCUUUCAUUCACCCUGUUAUGUACGAGGGGAUGAAUUGUUGCAGCGUAUUAUGUUAAUUCAUUCAUUUGGCCAAUAUAUAUAGCAAAAGUAUCCAUCUUCUGUUGUCAUUCGUGCUUGUCCAGUCUCUUUCUGGGACUAGUUGUGCUUGCCCAUUCAAAUGUCAAAGCGAAAUGCUCCUCGACAAUUUCUAAAUCCUUCACCUCAUCAAUUCAAUGAAAGAACGCAUGUAAUCCAACUAUGAC
Molecule: messenger RNA, 2525 nt
Organism: Linum tenue
Lineage: Eukaryota; Viridiplantae; Streptophyta; Magnoliopsida; Malpighiales; Linaceae
Source: the annotation of a GenBank genome assembly